This is a messenger RNA of Didymosphaeria variabile, 1656 nucleotides long. RefSeq lists its product as uncharacterized. Gene Ontology annotation, cellular component: cytoplasm. Gene Ontology annotation, molecular function: oxidoreductase activity; 2 iron, 2 sulfur cluster binding. The coding region runs from base 1 to 1656 and encodes 551 amino acids. NCBI's taxonomy places the organism in Eukaryota, Fungi, Ascomycota, Dothideomycetes, Pleosporales, Didymosphaeriaceae. The record is from RefSeq and is a predicted model, not a curated record. The transcript has a single exon.
AUGGGUACCAUGGCCGAACCGGAGCACUUCAUGCGGACAUCUGGCGAGACAGACGCAGUAUGGAUACACACUGACCCCUACUCAAACCGCCCCAAGUUCUCGAAGCUCGAUCGUGAUCUAGAAACCGAUGUUUGCAUUAUCGGCUCAGGUAUCUCCGGCAUCUCCAUCGCUUACGAACUGGUCACAAGCGGGAUGAGUGUGGUCAUGAUCGAGGCACGUGAAGUCCUUUCUGGAGAAACUGGAAGAACAAGCGGUCAUCUUGCAAGCGACCUGGACGACGGAUACACCGCGAUUGCGAAGAAACAUGGAGACGACGGCGCGAAGGCUGCGGCCGAGUCGCACACCUGGGCCUUGAAUCGUGUGGGCGAGAUAUCUCAACAGCUCGGAAUCGAUUGCGAAUACCGAAAACUACCAGGCUACGACAUUUCGCAGUACCUUCGGAACAGCAGGGAACAUGCCGACGAUAUGCAACAGAUCUUGGUCGACGGAAAGAAGGCGACCGAGCUUGGGCUCAAGGCCGACUACAAAGAGGGCUUUGCAGUAAAGGGUUGGUCCGGCGCAAUCGACCAGAGAGACGCGGUCGUUUACGCGGACCAGGCCACCUUCCACCCUACGAAAUACCUCGUAGGCGUGUUGAAGUUCCUUCAGAGCCAAGGCAACUUCUCGUGCUACACCUACACGCGAGCUAUGAAUGUCGAAGAGAAAGGCGUCGAGGUUCUCGGAAUGGGCCACAAGGACGUCUACGUCAAGACCCUGGACGGUAACACCAUCAAAUGCCAGGACGCGGUCGAAGCAACUUGCGUCCCGCUCCAGAAACUCUCCGUAAUCGCGGAAGAAGAAUACUACCGCACGUACUGCAUCGCUAUCCGCAUACCCAAGGGCUCUGUCGAAGACUGCCUACUCUACGACUCUGCAGACGCAUACAAGUACAUCCGUCUCACCGCAUGCGACGAGAAGGAUGACUACAUGGUGGUUGGUGGAGGUGACCACAAAGUCGGCCAAGACAACACCCUUGCGCCAUUUGAGGAGCUGGAGAAGUGGACACGGGAACGCUUCACGCAAGCUGGCAAGAUCGACUACAAGUGGAGUGGGCAGGUCUUUGAGCCAGUAGACUUCAUGGCUUUCAUUGGCAAGAACCAAGGCAAGAAACACACGUAUAUCGUGACCGGUGACAGCGGCAACGGUCUUACGCACGGUGUCCUCGCUGGCAAACUCAUCGCCGAUGAAAUCACGAACACGCCAAACCCAUGGUCAAAGGUCUACAACCCCUCCCGCCUCUCCUCGAUCGCCAAGUCACUUCCUUCCAUGUUGCAACACGACGUGCAGAUCAAUGCGCAGUACAAGCGGUUCGCCGAGACAGACAUUCAAGACAUCGAGGAUCUUCUUCCCGGUGACGGCGGUGUGUUGAAUGCGAAAACGAAGAAACCGAUUGCCUGCUACAAGGAUGAGAACGGGCAAGUGCACAAAUUCAGUGCUAUUUGCCCGCAUCUACAUGGUGUCGUGUGUUGGAACAGCGCGGAAAAGAGUUGGGAUUGUCCGAUACACGGUAGUAGGUUUAGCAAGGACGGCGUGCAGAUUAUCGGACCGGCCAAGGCGGGCUUGGCUCCUGAGAAUGAGAGUGGAGAGCAGUUGCAAAAAAGGGCAAUUGAGGUGUAG